GUUUGGCUCAGGUUUGGGCCAUUUCGGAUUUCUGGAAUCACAGCAGCAACUUGCUCUCUUCUUUUGAAUAAACGUCCAGCGCAUUAGCACUGCAUUCAACAGCACUCGGCUUCUACUGCGAGCGGGAGAGAGUCAACAGGCUUCUGGCGGUACAGAGACACAGACACAGACGAAGAUCAGAGUCGUUGUCCGACCGCGACCGACGACCACACAACCACACGCAGCUUGGGAUAUAUCUCGUUCUUUCCUUUCUUUCUCUUUAGCAUGCAUACAUCGGAAAUAGCGCUUUUGAAUUAGCGGAUCCAUCUCUCAUCAGAAGCUCUAUAGUGCACGGGGUUUAUCGUCUACACUCUGUGCGUUAACUACACAUCAUAUCCGCACCGCCUCGACAACGAACAGCAAUGACCUCCAACCCUCCAAAGUUCGCCUCGUUCCAGAUCAAAAGGAAGCUCAACGACAGCUCGGCGGUGCCAAUAGCCCGCUCGACUGUCGUGCCGCCCUGGGAGCGACAAUCUUCAGAUAACGACUCCGCGGCAACAUCCCAAGCUGAUCCCGACGACAAAGAAGAGGGAGAGAUCGUCGAGACUCCGCAGUCGACUCCUGGCAACAUUGGAGCACCGGCAAUUGCGAACGCGAAUGUGCCUAGGAAAAAUCCAAACGUGUUCCAGAUCAAACGAAAAAGGAGCGACGAGAACCUGAAAGCAGAUCAGCCCGCUCCCGAGGAGCCUGCUCUGAAGGCGAAGCGACUGAACGGAGCACCCGCAAACCAGACUCAACCGCCGGCCACAAGUUCCGGGUCCGCUACGCCAAACCCAGUAUCGACGCCUACUCAUCCCAAACACAACUUCUAUGGUUGCUCGUUUGCUAAAGUUGAUUAUGAAGAGCUGGGAAAACUUGGAGAGGGCACCUUUGGUGAGGUUUACAAGGCCCGACACAAGCGAACGGGACGACUGGUUGCUUUGAAGAAGAUCUUAAUGCACAACGAAAGAGAAGGCUUUCCGAUAACUGCAAUACGCGAGAUUAGAAUUCUCAAGCAGUUGUCUCACGAAAAUGUCAUUCCGCUAUUCGAGAUGGCCAUCGAACGCGCUGUCUGGGACAAAAACACAAAGAAGAGAGGCUUGAUUUACAUGGUAACCCCAUAUAUGGAUCACGAUCUCGCCGGCUUGCUUGAAAACCCGGCAGUGCAAUUCAGCGUCGCGCAAAUUAAAUGCUACAUGCUCCAACUGUUAGCGGGAACAAAAUACCUACACGACAGCCAAAUCCUGCAUCGCGAUAUGAAGGCCGCUAAUCUCCUGAUUGAUAACAACGGAAUACUCAAGAUUGCAGACUUUGGUCUCGCCCGGAAAUUUGAAGAAGAGCCACCAAAGCGAGGCGAUGAAGGUGCCGCUCCCGCUCGGCGCGAUUACACAAACUGCGUCGUGACCAGGUGGUAUCGUCCACCGGAGCUACUGCUGGGCGAGCGUCGGUAUACCUGUGCGAUUGAUAUGUGGGGAGUGGGGUGCAUCUUUGGCGAGAUGUAUCGGCAUAAGCCUAUUAUCACUGGUAACUCGGACAUGGAUCAGCUGCAAAAGAUCUUUCAAUUGUGCGGAUCGCCGACGCAGGAAACGAUGCCUGGCUGGGAUAAAUUACCUGAUGCCAAUGGACUUCGGUUCCCGCAAUUUCCUCGAAGACUGGAGUACGAAUUCAACGAACUUGGCCCAGAAGGCGUCGAACUACUAGCCGACAUGCUCCUCCUCAACCCUCUCAGACGAAUCACAGCCGUCAGCGCCAUGUCCCACCCUUUCUUUUCUACAUAUCCCCUCCCUGCUACGCCGCAGGAGCUACCGAUCUACGACAGCUCGCAUGAAUACGACCGUCGAAGGUUUCAAGAGAAGGCACGCCGGGAGCCGCCUAACCGGGCCCGUCCGCCGCGAUAAGAAAACAUUGUGUUUGCUGCAUGGAGCUUUUAGAUCUGUAGGGGAUUGAUCUUGGCGGGUUAGUUCGCCGUUGAGUUACAGAUAAACUGAAUGUAUAAUAGAAUAAC
Molecule: messenger RNA, 2023 nt
Organism: Myxozyma melibiosi
Lineage: Eukaryota; Fungi; Ascomycota; Lipomycetes; Lipomycetales; Lipomycetaceae
Product: kinase-like domain-containing protein
Exons: 6
Coding region: 402-1916 (504 amino acids)
Biological process (GO): positive regulation of transcription elongation by RNA polymerase II; protein phosphorylation
Cellular component (GO): cyclin/CDK positive transcription elongation factor complex; nucleus
Molecular function (GO): ATP binding; cyclin binding; RNA polymerase II CTD heptapeptide repeat kinase activity
Source: RefSeq, a predicted model, not a curated record